AUGUCUGUUGCACCUCAGCACGACAUAUCGCUGGUCCUCGACCGCCCUGACAAACUGUACACUAGCGGUGAUACAAUCACCGGCACAAUUCAUGACUGGAAGCCACAUCUAACCAACGGCGCCUCAAUUGAGGUUGUCCUCGUCGGCCGCAGCAAAUCAUACAUUGAUUUUUCGGCGCAGAAUUUCUACACUUACACAGGUCGCGUGCCGUUGAUAUACCAUACUACGCAAUUACACCCUGCACAGUCCGAUGAUGAGCUACAUUUCGCCAUCACGGUGCCUGACCAUGUCCAGAAGGACCUCUCGAGCGUGCCCGCUCUGAAGAAGAGAUUCGAUUACUGGACGCACUCAUGGUCUGACUCAGAGCCCUUUGCAAAGGACCCUCAACAUGCAUUACCGCCUUCAAUGACCAUGCACGAAAGGUCUCUCAGUUUGUACAGACAAGAAGUGCGAGGCUGGGGUCAGAUCCGCUACACACUCUCCGCGAUCAUAUCUGAAACGGCCGGGCAUGGCAAAAACUCUGUAAUUCAAUCGUCUGAAGAGGAGAACGUGAUUAUUACAACACCUCGCAUUUCGGUUGAGGACUGGGAGAGAGAGCCCCGAGAGAACCAAAUCUCUGCCAAUAUAGUGACUUUUAUCAAUAAGCGACUGCAACCUGACGCCAAAGUAAAGCAAAAGGGCGUGUUCGACAAAAUGAUGUCAGAUGAUACCCCAAAAAUGUCUGUGCAACUACAUACGAUCGUACCGAAGAUUGCUGUGUCGGGUAGCACUAUCGAGCUGUUUAUGCGUUUACAUAGGCCGGCGAAACGGUAUGCAAAAAUUGACUUCCCACUGCCGCUUAUCACUCUACAAAGAGCUGAGUUGUAUAUUAAGGAAACUAUCACUACCCGCUGCUCGCGUCCUGUGUUGAGGUUUGACGAGCAUGUUUAUGAAUUCCCAGGUCAUCCGUUCGCAGGACAGACCUGUCGGAUUAAUCAUACUUUUAUUCCCACGGUGGACGGGACGAAUUAUCAACCCGAGUUGUGUCGAGCAAAGUUCAAAAUCCCGUCAUCGUGUACCCCGACAUUUAAGACGUGGAAUAUGAGUAGCGAGUGGUCUAUCUGCGGGACUGUUUUCUUUAAAUGCUUGGGCAAGGAGACAUACGGAACGUUUGACUCUCGUAUCACGCUGAUAUCAAAACCGAGGAAGUCAGGUGCCGGAGAUGGAGAAGACUCGGAAGCGUCAGAUGAUUUAGUGGAUGUGGGUGAAGAAGGCGACGGUGCUGCGAUAGAUUGGGUUGGUGGCGCGGGACAAGUCGGGGGGGCAGCAAUGAAUUUAGCGAACUUGGCCACUUGA
This is a messenger RNA of Talaromyces proteolyticus, 1335 nucleotides long. RefSeq lists its product as uncharacterized. Lineage: Eukaryota; Fungi; Ascomycota; Eurotiomycetes; Eurotiales; Trichocomaceae. The coding region runs from base 1 to 1335 and encodes 444 amino acids. The record is from RefSeq and is a predicted model, not a curated record. The transcript has a single exon.